AUGGUUGGUAGCAUAGAUUGUAUGCAUUGGGAAUGGAAAAAUUGUCCGACUGCAUGGAAAGGACAAUUUCAAGGAAGAGGUGGUGUUGCUACUUUAGUUCUUGAAGCUGUUGCUGAUCGUGACUUAUGGAUAUGGCAUUCUUUCUUCGGGAUCCAGGGAUGUUUUAGAAGGUCGAGCACCCCCGUGCAGUUUACGGUGAAUGGUAACCAAUAUGAUAAGGGUUAUUAUCUCACUGAUGGUAUAUAUCCGAAUUGGGCAACAUUCAUUCAAUCAGUUACAUGUCCUCAUACUCUCAAGGACAAGUUAUUUGCUCAACACCAAGAAGGAGCUCGAAAAGAUGUAGAGAGAGCAUUUGGGGUGCUGCAAUCUCGGUUUGCUAUUGUUCGUAAACCAUCCCUCGCAUGGGAUGAGGAAAUUCUCAAUGACAUCAUGUUGUCUUGCAUUAUCAUGCACAACAUGAUUGUGGAAGAUGAACGAGAUACAUAUGCCACUACGCAGAUACUACCGAAUUCAAUUCCAACACAAGUAAUAAUGGGGACGAAUUUGAAUAUUAUCAUGAUCGGAUCGUAG
Molecule: messenger RNA, 570 nt
Organism: Beta vulgaris subsp. vulgaris (sugar beet)
Lineage: Eukaryota; Viridiplantae; Streptophyta; Magnoliopsida; Caryophyllales; Amaranthaceae
Exons: 2
Coding region: 1-570 (189 amino acids)
Source: RefSeq, a predicted model, not a curated record